Molecule: messenger RNA, 6146 nt
Organism: Danio aesculapii
Lineage: Eukaryota; Metazoa; Chordata; Actinopteri; Cypriniformes; Danionidae
Gene: atn1
Product: atrophin 1
Exons: 10
Coding region: 440-5416 (1658 amino acids)
Cellular component (GO): nucleus
Molecular function (GO): transcription corepressor activity
Source: RefSeq, a predicted model, not a curated record
AGAGGGGCAGAAAGAAAAGGGGGUGGGGAAGAAUCAAACGUACGCAUCAAUUUGUACAGUCUUCAGCUGCACCCCGUUUUCUGCGCCGAUUUCAGGGGGGAGCGGCAGGGAAAACGCAGCGUUAUUUGCGAAGCCGCAACAAUGUAAAUCUUUCCGCGCAUCGAGUUGCCUGUAUGUUUGAACGCGUGUAGGUCAAUGUACAGUACGAACGGCGGCAGGAGCGAGAGAGAGAGAAAGAAAAGGAGGGACGCAUCGCUGGAUAUUAUAGGUUUCAAAUAUUUACUGAUAGGCAGCCUGUAGGUCAACCAUUCAGAUUGUGGUCACAAUUCUGCUUUCUGUAAUGGCUGACUGGAAGGAACGUACUACAUAGAGAGCUAGUCAUGAAGACCCGAACUCACAAAGAAUCGGUGAGGGUUUUGCGUACUGAGAUCUGACAAAGAUGCCCGCUCGCAGUGGACGUAGGAGGGGGGGCAGCGAGGAAAGGAGGGGUAGACGUCCGCACCCUAGCCCCUCUCGAGCAGAGCGCAAUGAAAGGCAAACACAAAGAACUGCUGGAGAGGAACUCUCUGUUGGACGAUUCAGCCGACGAUCUCAAGGUCAUGAUUCAUCAGAAAGUGAAGGGGAGGAGCAUCUGCCACCACCCAAAAGACAGAAAGUCCAGGAUUCCUCCAAUCCUUCAGCACCGCCUAUUGCAACUAACACUCCGACUUCAGCUCCACCUCCAACAUCAAGCAACAGUCAAUCAAGAGAAAGUGACAAUGAGGAUGGUCAAUCACAAGGAAGUCGGAGCUCAGUAGGAGGCAGUUUAGCCAAUAGUAGCAGUAGCAUAAGCAGUGGUCGGGAUAUUGACCAGGACAAUCGAUCCUCCUCUCCAAGUCUCUCUGCUUCCCCCUUGGCUAGUUUGGAUUCUGAAUCUGACUCUCCAGAUUCCCCUAAGCAAGGUGACAAAAACAAAGAUGGAGGGGGAUCAAAGUGUGUAGCAGAAGAGCGGAGAGGUUCAGGAAGGAGUGAGGAUAGCAGACCAGAGGACCAGAAGGACAGUGAAGGAGGAAUGGAGGGAGAUUUGUCUCCAUUGAAGUCCUCAGCAUCCCUCUAUACAUCUCAUCAUGGAAUGGUGGAGAAUACAAAUGAUGCAAGUAGCAACAGGAAGUCAUACUUCCCCCUGGAUUCCAAAGUUGCAAGCAAGCUAGAGUAUACAAGUCCUAGUGGUCCUGAGGUGCUACACACCAGCAGUCGCAUCCCUCCUAAAACAAGCACUCAGUGUGGGAAACCUGGGGUGGGUGGAGCGGAAUAUUCCCAUGGGAAUUCAAAUGUAAGCCACGCAUCACCACUUCCACCUCCACCUGCCCUGAAACCUCUAGAGGUGGGGCAGAAUGCUCCAAGUGGAGACAGUAAAGCAGAAAAACCAGAGAAAGGUGAUAAGUCUGCUCCACCUUCCUUGCUUCCGCAAACUAGUACCAUUCCCCAGCAGCCUCCUCCUCCCAACACUCAUCAUUACACCCCCACCAGCUGGUCAGGGGGACCUCCCACUAAUUGUCCUGGCAACUGGGGAUAUGUACGUUACCCAGGUAACCACCACACACAUCCAAGCCAGCAGCCCCCAGUACAGCAACAGCUGCCUUCAGUGUACAAUACUCCUUCAUCCACUCGACACUCUUCCCACCCACCUUACCUUUCUCACCCUCAUCCGCAUCCACACAAAGAGUUUCUGCCCAGGUAUGGCACUACAGCUGAGCGAGAGAGGGCAGGGAGGGAGUUUGGUAACAGAGAUUUCCCUGCUAGUAAUAGCAGUAGCAAUGCAAACAGUAGCAGUGGUAGCAUCUGUGGUAGCACUUCUGGUAGUGGUGGACCCAACUCUAAUGUGAGCCGAGAUUUUGGGACCUCUAUACCUGGACAAAGCAGAGAUUAUGCCUCAAACCGGGAUGGACCUUCAGGACCACAGAGUGGUCGGGAAUAUGGACCAGGGUUUAGAGAUCGUGAACGAGGGACUGGAAGAGAAUUUCCUUUGCCAAACCAGCAACUUCAAGCACAGGGCAGAGAGUUCGGACCUGAAAAUACUGGAGGGGGAGGAUGUCAUCCAAGAGACAAGGAAAGUAGGUGGGGAGAGUUAUCAAGCCAGGUUAGGGAGACAGGGAGUAACAGUUAUGCUGGUAAUGCCAACCAAGCACCUGUUGGUGCCCAGUCAUCUGCGUUACCUUCAACGACCCUGGUGAACCGUGACCCAGCCAGUUCACCACAGAACAGUACUAGUCAUCCUUCUUUUUCCACUGCAAAUUCCAUCCCUCCAAACAGAGACUAUUCCUCUCCUAUGGAUGCAAACGUGCAAGGACAGACUCCCCAAACAUCCUCCAAUUCUGCAGACCUUCCUCCCCCUCCACACUAUUUAAGAGAGUACCCCCCUCCUGGAGCAAAGGAUCCCUACCCCCUUCCUGGAUCAUCCUCUUCAUCUGUCCCAAUUUCUGGUGUGCCGAGGGAGUUCCCAAGCCCACCUGGAUUGGCCCCAAAUCUUACUCGGGAGUAUCCUGGAGGACCACUUCCACAUCACUCUCACUAUCCUGGCCAGACAGGGUUGCCUAUGCAGCAAAGAGACAGAGAGCGGGAAAAGGACAGCACUGCAUCUUCUCUUCAUUCAAAUCGUAAUCAUCCCCCAUCUCUUUCUCCUUCAUCAAGUGGCUCUGGCACUGGACAUGGACAUCCCACAUCUUCUUCCUAUCCCCCUCCACCUCCUCCACCCUCAACUAGUUCACAUGGUCAGCCUCCACCCAUUGCAUCCCUUCCAGGCAACCAUGCUCGACAAGGCCCAUAUUCUUCAUCUAAUCAGACUCCACCAACUCCACUCUCUCCUCUGCCCAGUCCCUCAAACAAUCCAAUGGGAGGUUUUACUUUUCCAUUAACCUCUGCUCCUUCUGUACCACUUCCUGCAUCAGGUGUGUCCACCUCUUGUCCAUCAGGUUGCAGACCUACUCCUUACCAUGGCACUUUAAGCAGUCAUACUCCAUUCAAUAGCUCUUACCAUGGCAACGGAAACCAUGGAAAUAGCAAUGCCAGUGGCAAUGCUCCCAACAACAGCAAUAGCACUAGCACUCCAUCACUUCUGCACUCCCCUCAAAACAAUAAAGUACAACCACAUAUUGGUAACGCUGGCCAUAACAACACUACUUCAGCCUCCAGCACAUCUCUUGGGGGAGAUGGUCACCCUGAUUCAUCUUCUGGCCCAGUGCCACCAACUGUCAUCAAAGAAGAGCCAGUAGAGGAGAGGGAGGAAUUAGAGAGCCCACCUCCAGUUCUCCGAAGUCCUUCCCCAGAACCAAAACCUGUUGACAUUCCAAUCCAUGCCAGCCAAUCAGCUCGGUUCCACAGGGUUCUUGACCGAGGAAGUGGGAACUCUUGUGCCCGUAGUGAUGUUCUGUUUGUUCCCCUUGAUGGUUCUAAACUUUGGAAGAAACGAAAUGAAGCCAUAGAACGUGCACGUAGAGAAGUUGAACAACGAGCAAGAGACCUGCGAGAGAAAGAGCGGGAACGAGAGAGAGAAAAGGAAAGAGAAAGAGACCUGGACAGACAUCUGCAGCAGAAGGACAGUGGCACAAGUGCUGGUUUAGGAGCUGCAGGGGCACGCCAGGGUUCUUCACUCUUCUUUCCUUCCUCCUCCUCCAUCCUUCUAGACCCUUCAUCAUCUUCAUCGUCCUCUGUGAACCCAUCCCACCCAGCAGUUCAUCCACAGCACCACCCCGCCCACCAUGCCGCCCACCCCCACCACAUACACCCUUCUCAUCCUCUACAUCCCUCUCUUUCUCACUCCAUUCCUCAUUCUAUUCUCCUCCCUUCCAUGGCAGGGGGCUCUCCAGUUGUUGGAGGCCCUCAGGGUGCUCUUGGCAUUGGGCUUGGGGGUCCAUACUUGGGCCCUGAUACCCCAGCCCUCAGAACCCUGAGUGAGUAUGCCCGUCCUCAUGCCAUGUCCCCACUAAGUGCUGCCGCCCGGGCACAGGCACACCAUCCACACCUUCACCACCAUCCUCACCCACACAUGCAUGCACAUGCUCAAGCCCACCCCCAUGUGCAUCCUUCAUUUUUCCUGUCCCAAUUUCAAAAUCCAGCACUUGCACACCCCCACCACCUUCCUGCCGAUGCUGCCACGGCUGCUGCCAUUCUGGGCUUUUUGUAUGGGGGUGGGUUAGAGGGAGGCCCUGUCCAUCCAGGGCCUGGUCCCGGGCCUGGUGGUUUGGCUGGGGCGGGGCUUGGAGGAAUGGGAUUCCCUCAUGCUGUCGCAGCUCAAAGAGAGCGUGUGAAGCCAGGAUUUGAGUUUAAGAGCGAGGAGCGUGUCUACACAGCUGGAGCCUUAGCUGACCCGGCAAUAGCUUUGUCACACGCACACUCGCACGCACACUCACACUCCUUGCUGCUAGGGGGCGGAGCUGGAGGCGGACCUCCUGUUAGUGAGGUUGCCCUUUAUGGUACAACUCCACCUCCUGCUCCACCCCCUCAAGCUUUAGCCGCAGCAGCUAGGAAUCCGAAUCCCGUUCCUCCACCUCUUUCAGUCCCACCCUCAUCCUCGAUUCUCCCAGCCACACUCCCCACCCACCAGGCUCCUGCUGGAGCACCAGUGACGCCAGCAGCCUCCGCACCUCCCCCUCAACCUCCUCCCCCUCCACCUCCUCCUCCUCCUCCAACAGCCUCAUCUCUUCAUCACCCCUCUCCACACUCCACCUUUCCCACUACACACCCUUCUUGCCAGCCCCCACCCCUCCCAGCUCAGGCUCCGCCCUCUGAGCGAUAUCCCACCCCCGUUCGCACUCCUCCCAGCACCGAACGGGCACGGAGUGUGGAAAGGGAGCGGGAAAGAGAAAGAGUGAUCCCUGCUGCAGAGAGGGAGCGAGAGAGGGAUAGGGAAAGGGCUGGGACAGGUGGAGGAGCAGCAGGAGGAGGCACGACGGCUGGAGGAGGAGGAGGCACAGGAGGUGGAGAUUCUCUCAGCCGGCUACAGAUGCUGAACGUGACUCCUCAUCAUCACCAGCACUCACACAUUCACUCUCACCUACAUCUGCACCAGCAGGACACAGCCGCGGGAGGGGUACACCCCCUGAUGGAUCCGCUGGCAUCAGGGUCUCCCCUGGCCCGUCUGCCGUACCCAGGGGCUGCUCUUGGGCCUCCCAUCCUGGCACACUCCCUCACUGACAGCGAGGUGCUUCGACAGCAGCUCUUUGGUGGUCCUUUCCGUGAAAUGCCCCAGUCCUCGUCUCUGGGUGGCUCCAUGUCCGCAGCGCACCAGCUCCAGGCGAUGCAGCAGGCUCAGAGUGCCGAAAUUCAGUUUCAGAGACUCGCCCUGGAACAGCAGUGGAUCCACCACCAUCAUCAUCACUCCCUCACGCAGGACGAGUACUACAGCCACCUAAAGAAAGAGAGUGAUAAAACGCUGUGAGAAGCACAGAGGACAUGAAGACAAGAAAAUGAAGAAGGGAUGAAGUGCAAAUAAUAAAAAAAUAAACAAUCAUUUCAAAACUUCAGCACUGAAUGACAGCAAGCCUGAACUGAGAUCUGGAUGUGACAUCAGAACACAUAUCAUUCAAUCUGAACGAUCCUAAACACAGGUGCAGCAAACAAUGUGUAUAUUCCAAAAAGGUGAGAUUUAUUACUCUGGCGCACAGCCUAGACUCUGUGGCACUGAGCGGAUAUUCCCAAACAUCCCCAAGGAUUCCUCGUUGUGUUGUUUCAUAUACCAGGCAGAGGAGUUUAAGCUGUGGUUCAGUCUGUGUACACUACAUUAUGCCAGAGAGAAUGUCUAAAUAUCAAGUUCACUUUUAUGUCUUUGCAUGUAGCUAGAUACAAAAGGCCCAAUGGGCUAAAACUCUUGAUCUGUUUUUCCUUUUUGUUCGUUUCUGGAAAAAUGGACCACUCUGAAAGAGUGUUUAUGAAAGGGUGCAUGAGAUGAACAGCUUACCUUCAUAAUGUUUCUUUAUCGUGUUCUUAUUCAAAUGAUUAAUGUUGUUUGUUUGUUAAUAAUUAUAUGAUUAUAUAAACAUUAUUUUUUAUUAUUUUUUUACAUUUUCAUGGUACCGCUGUUUAUUUUUUAUGUUCAAUUUACCUUGUGGGAGAAAAAAAAUGCAAGAUAAACGAAAAAUCUGGAAAUAAAAUACCAUUUUUUUCUAUGA